Messenger RNA from Pecten maximus, 6575 nucleotides. RefSeq names its product regulating synaptic membrane exocytosis protein 2-like. The transcript has 22 exons. The record is from RefSeq and is a predicted model, not a curated record. Gene Ontology annotation, cellular component: presynaptic membrane; cytoskeleton of presynaptic active zone. Gene Ontology annotation, molecular function: small GTPase binding; transmembrane transporter binding. Gene Ontology annotation, biological process: regulation of membrane potential; intracellular protein transport; calcium ion-regulated exocytosis of neurotransmitter. The coding region runs from base 1422 to 5189 and encodes 1255 amino acids. Lineage: Eukaryota; Metazoa; Mollusca; Bivalvia; Pectinida; Pectinidae.
UAAAUGGAAAAGUUGCAGUGAUCGAAUUCAAUUGAGAGUGAUUGUUGUAACGAUUAUUUUGAUUGAAUACGCCUCUAUGGAUUUUGAACGCUAACAAAUGAAGAACAAUGUAUACUUUGAUGAUGGGCAUGUAUUAACCACUUUAUGGCUCGCCCGACUAACAGCUCUCAUUGAACUAGACAUAUUAGCGGGCUGACUCCGCACAACAAGUACAGCUAAAAGCAAUUGAUUGUAACAAUGGUUUGGGCACCAGUUAAUUCAACGGUGGGUUGAGAAUGAUGAUAUGAGUUUACUCGUCAGACGGUCGACGGAACAACAGGCAAAUGGGAAAACAAUGACAGUUUAACACAGAGACUGGCUUAUGAAGACGGUUGGCUUUUUUUAGCAUUAAAAGCUGUACACAGAUACAUUGUAUUGCAAAUGAUGAUAAUUAAAAAAUGUCAGAACUCUAAGAAUUUAUAAAAAGCGGUGAAUCCGAUUAUAUAUAUAACGAUAUCAUAAAACCAGGCUUAACAACUGAAAUGGGGACAUAUGUCAACGGAAUUGCAACAAAAUAGGUAAUGCAAUAUAUAAAGGAGAGAGAGUUACAAAAAUAUGACAUAUAUUGAGAUAUAGUCAGCUGAAUUCAACGAACACGAAGACCAAUUAAAGAACUAAUUGGAGCAGAGAAAGACGAGUAGAGGAAAUGAUAAGAGGGUUUUUGACCAUGUGGUUUUUGAGAGACAGUUCAAAUGAAACGUCGGAUUUAGUAGUUAGGGAAACAAUGGUAUAUAACAAAGGACAAGAUCGAGCGGGUGUUUAUAACACAAAGAACUGUACCACAUGGCUAUUAUAUCAGCGACUGAUGACGUCACGAUUAACCGGCGAGGCCGUGAAACCAUCUGUGCCUGAGGAACCAGUACCUGUUGACGAGACGGAGAUAAUCUGCCGAGUUUUAUGACAAUAUUUGCGAUAUAUAAUGGAUACAGGAGAAUGCCUCGUUUAAUAUCGCUAAUAGGCUGGCAAUGAGCUGUCGCUGUGUGGACUGUGAAGUACUAUUGUGUCCGGGGGUGUUGAUCUCACUCAACAUUCACGACAACUAGCCUCUCUUAUAAUGAUCAAUCAUUAUCUUACCGGAUAAAGCCUCCCAUGGUAUUUCGUCAGCAUUGAUUUCCCCCUUUGUCUAUUGUAUGGAAUAUACGCUAUUUUGAAUUCCCUGUGACAGGAAACAACGGUAAACGUAUCUUUAGAGUGCGCGUGCUUAUGUACGACACGUGGAUGUAUGGAUAUGGGAUAUAUAAAUACAGUGUGUUAAAACCCAUUGACCACGGAAAACGAUUGACUCAGUGACGGCGCAUGGCUUCUGACGUAACUCGCCAGAGAGGUCACGAGGGAUGCUAUGACGUCUGAUGUCACGCGUCACAUAGGUAAUCGUAGAGGAUAUGGCUGCUAAUAUAAAAAAGGUCAAAGAUGUCCUCCUCAGGAGUAAUACUAUGGAUGUUUACAACAACUCCUCAGCCAAUCAACGCGGGUCUUACAAAAAGUCAACGCCCAAACUAUUUGACUGUUAUAACAAUUUAUCAUCCAAUCACAACGCCUCGUUCAACAAGAACACAUCUCCGAGUAAUUAUGACGUGACUUUCAACACACCGUUUUCCAAAAAGCACGAAUCUUACGACAAUGUUUCAACAUCACUUCUGCGAAAGUCCUACAGUACAUCAACUGAUAGCCAAUCCUUCAAUCUGACCCAACAUGCUGAUAAGUCUGAUUCGGAUACGUUGUGUGAUAUUUCGGCCCCAAUUCUACCUUCUCCUGAUAUUUCACAUCUCACAGGUGACGAACUUGAAGUACUGAAACGAGUUUUUAAAAGGGAGGAGAUGUUCGAACGAGACGAAGCGAAACGACUUAUGGAGAUGGAACGGCGACUUGAGACCUAUGAACGCGCAGUCCGGCAACAGGCUACUGGAAAGGGCAAGCUUAAAUAUAUUGAUCUAAGCCUGUGUCGUCUCUGCCACGAGACAAAGUUCGCCGAUGGAAUUUGCGGAAGGGUUUGUCAUGAUUGUCGCCGGAGGGUGUGCGUAAGAUGUGGGUCCUCCGACGCCCCUCACUGGAAUCCCCGAAAACAGAAGAAUGUCAGAGGCAAGUGGAGGUGUAAUAUUUGUCAACUGAAACUUGAAUUCGUAUGUCAAAGUGGGAAAUGGUUUCACGGAAACAGGUCGGUGUCUAUGGUAAACCAAAUUAUCAGAAACAAGAUUCAAUUCCAGGAUGUCGAUACGUCGGACACAGAUAAUCAAACAAGCGUAGAUUCUUCGUCAUGUUUUUCUGCAUCAGAACCAUGCUCUGAUCUGUGGAAACUAAGCAAAGCUUUUGCUAUGAGUGGUAGUGGUUCCAAAAACUUACAGAACCGGAACAGGCGACGAAGUGGUUCUCUCUUACUUAGGUCGUCGCCUUCAGACAACGAUAGUGAAACAGACGAUUCCGCAGAACGAGCACGGACUCAUGCUAAACAAAAAAGAGCCCAGCGCCGUAACAGUUCACGCCGGAAGUCUCUGAAACAGAGACAACUAUUUACGGAUGUACCUGAUCAGGAUAAUAUUUACAAUGGUGAUUUAACAUCCGGUUAUGUUGUGAAUGGCGGUAAUAUUAGUCCUUGUGGCCAUGUUCAUUCUAUGCAACGUCUGAAUGUGGCAAGUGACCUCAAUGCUACAGCGAGACGUCAUUCGGACGAGUCCGUCCACAGUAGGUCGGUCUCUGGGUACUUCAAACCUGAUGACCCACAAACGGAUAUUCCUCCUCAACGACAUAUGAAAGGUAGCAUUACACAAUCAAAUCCCAACAACUGUUAUUUUACUCCUUUGCAAGCUGGCAUACCUCGUGACUCAUGGAACUACAGUGUCCAGCGAUCACAAAGUCCUCCCCUGAUAGGCUCCAGCCAUCGUAUGUCGAUUCCGGGAUUGAGAUCGAGGUCCCCUUGUAACACUCUGACUGUUGAUGGCAGAAAGAGUCCGAGUGAGCGCAGGCGCCACUCACACAAUAUUUCAAAAUCCAGUGUUCUUGGAUUCAAGUCGGAUCGUAAACGAUUUUCUGUAGAUCAGCAAUCUUCUGGACACAAAGUUAAACAAACGUACCUUAUGCCACCGGAAAGUCCUGGAACGCGGUGUCGGAGGUGGUCAUCCGAUUCCUGGUCAUCGCGAAGAUCUUCCGGGAACAAUGAGACAGCGGAGAGUACUGACUGCAAUGAGGAUACUAAAGGACAAGAAUACCUUGCCUCCUUGAAAACAAGAGAUGUGUUACUAUACCGAGAUAAGAACGAUCAGAAUUGUCGGUGUAAUGGUCUGGGCAUGCGUGUUGUGGGAGGCCAAUGUCGGUAUGGUAAAAGACUUGGAGCUUUUGUAACCUACGUCGACACCGAUGGACCAGCUGACUCCUAUGGUAUUGUCGAAGGUGACCAAGUGCUGAUGUGGAAUGGUAAGUCCCUAGUGGACACGACAUUCGAGGAGACCAAGAGGAUUGUCAAUCAAACUUCAGAAAUCGUCCAAUUGGUCGUCGUCCAUCAUGAAGAAAAUUAUGGUAUGUUGGAAGUGACAGAGACAGCAGACGACACAGAACAAGAGGGCAAUCCGUCCAUUGUCCAGCCUAUUCCCUUUCCACCGUCAAGGUUGACGCUAAAUAAACCAAAGCGACGGAUGUUACCCAAGACACCGAUUGAAAUGAAGAAAGACGAGCGUUUGGUGAGUGGAAAGUUACAGAUGAGCGUGGCAUACUCUGAGGAUGAAGAAUGUCUGUCGGUCACACUAGUACAGGCAGACGACCUUCGAUGGCCUGGUCACCUUGAAAUUUCCGUCAUUAAUCCCAUAGCUCUCGUUCACCUACUCCCAGGCAGAGGUUUCUAUCCACCAUACGAAACGAUACCACAAUUCAACACGUCAUCACCUCGGUGGAACGAAACGUUUAACAUACUUGAAAUCAGCGCCAAUGAGGUAAACGACAAAUCUGUAGAAAUUACACUAUGGGACCGGAAACGGUCAGAAGACAUGUUCCUUGGAGAAGUACUUUUAGACCUUGUGGAUGCCAACACGAAAGACGAGAUUAUCACCUACGAUCUGGAGGACCACGACGAAAAUAGCUCCCCUCUCCCACGUAGACGGAGGAGGGAAUCGGGCUCUGAUGCCACAACAAACAGCCAAAUAAGUCCCAUGACAACAACUAUCGAUACGUCCAGCAAUUGGUCAACUAGUCCCAGUCGGCUGUCUAUUCAAAAUCUGAACACUGAAGGCAGACAGUUGAACGAAGAUAGAAAUUCUUGGUCUUCCCCGUCACGUAAUAGACAUUCACGUCAUAGUAAAGAAGAAGAUACAGUUCUGCUAUCGAGGAAUUUUAAGAGGUUACCACGUAGUGGCAGCUUCAGCUCAAAGAUAAAACAGAAACUGGUAGUGGCUGUGUCGAGAAUGUCAUCAACGUUUGCUAGCAGCGAGCGACGGUUAAGUCUACAGGAAGAAAAGGUAACUCCAAAUUUGAGCCUUAGUGCCGACGCCAUGCUGGGUUAUAUAGUACCACCUAAAGCUAUGUCGCCAAGACAUUCGACUGACCAAUACAAAGGGCAACUGCUAGAUUUAACCAACUCCGGACGUUCACACACAUGUAGUGAAACUGGGGCAAGCAUUUAUGAGGACAACUCAGAUUUGGACGAAAUGAGUAAAAGAUUUGGAUCAUCUUCCCCAGAUGGAGAUGAUAUAACUUCAAUGCUAGGUCCGGCUCAAGUACCACCCAAACCUGCCUCAGAACAAUCGGUGUGUGGCGAUAUUCGUCUCGGCCUGAUGGUGACUCAAGGUAAACUGGAGAUUGACAUCAUAUGUGUGACAGGACUUCUCAGGAAGAGCGAAAAUUCCCCUCCAGAUACAUAUGUGAAGACGUACUUAGUAGAAGGAUCAAAGGUCAUUCAAAAAAAGAAAACACCAACGAGUAAAGCAUCAUAUGAGCCUUCAUUUGAUCGUAAAAUCAAAUAUUCUGCCUGUAACAUUCACGGCAGGCACAUAAAGGUGAAGAUCUGGGCCAGACAAGGUGCUUUUGACAAGAAGUUAUGUCUUGGGGAGACCGUUAUUAAGUUGGACGGACUCGACCUAGGUCAACAUUCCCACACAUUGAGUUGGUACAAGCUAUUUCCCCAGGGUGCUACGGACUUCAGUUCUAACGAAUCUCUCAGUUUUUGAUCGAUAAAGGCGAUGUAUUUUUUUUUAAUUUUUUUUUUCUAUAGUUAUUAUUUUUUACCUUCGACAUAUAUUUUAGUGUUGGUGAUUGUUUUUUUUUCUUUGUUUGUUUUGUUUUGUCUAGAGCACGUUAUGAUCAAAGAGGAUUUCUACAUAAACAGCGGUAUUUAAUUUGAUGGAUUUGACGGACCAUGAAUUGUAAUGCUUAAAUAUUUUUAAUAUUGUAUGAGAGGUUCUUUUGUCAUGUUUCGAUUGGAUAUGAUAUUUUCCAUAUUAUUUACAUAAAUAUAUAUAUAUAUAUUAUAUAUAUCACUAUAUACAAAGUGCUCAACAUUAAUCAAUAUAUUUGGUGAAAUAAUGUUAUGUUUAACAGAAGCCAAAAGACAGAUUGCCUUAAAUCACGACACGAGUUUGAAGGUGAGCCGAUUGUUAACAUGGGUACCUGGUAUUCCAAAUUUCGUUCAUAUGACUUUUAACUCAAACCUGGCUAUACACGCACAUUUAAAGUCAAUCUAAACCUUAAGAGGCAUUGAUUGGGUAUGUAACAGAUACUACCUAGGAAGAGAGCAUAGAGUGUAUGUACUGCAUGAGACACAUUAUCCCAUUAUGUGCUAGCAUUUUAUUUUGAUAAAACAUAUUUGGAAUACCGAUGAUAUAUUGUAUACUGGCAGAUUUUUGGUUGUGUUGUAAAAAGAACGCUACUCAUACGGAUGUGAUCGCAUGGAGGUAACACAGAGAUCAUGUCCGAGCUGAUAGGUGCUAAUGUGUUUACCUGGUAACUAGGUGUGAUGGAACUGACAGCGCUGGUCGUCAAGGCUCCCACUCAGUAGCUACCGAUAUAAAUAGACCGGGUGUGAUGGACCCACAGGACGUGACUACCUGGAAAUCACAGCUCUGCGGUUCCUGCAUUAACUUUUAAAAUGAAAAUGUACAGACUUCCUAGUUGGAAAUUGGUUCCAAUACCUAAGUACCUAUACGUGUAAUAUUGAAUCGUUUAAUACUAUUUAUUUCUUCUUGUGUUCUAUCUUUGAUUAUUUUAUUACGGAAGUUACUGGCUUGUGUUAUAUAUAUCUUGAAAAGGUCCCUAAACAAGUACUAGAGAUAAGAAACUACUUUUCCCAGAUGGACAAGAGAGAUACGUGUGUCAUUAUAUAUGGAUUUUACUUUCAAAACUUCUUUUUAUCAAAUACAUUACUAAACAUUUAACGUUUAUGUAUAUUUGUCUGAAACUUUCUAAUUAUGUGAAUUGUUUCUUAUGUAAUCUACCAUGUUAACCUGUAUGGUGAUAUCUUACUAGAGACAGACAGCGUUAAGAUGUACAAACGAGGGUUGUACUAGACUGUAGAUUCUCUGUUUAAUUUAUCUCUCAAAUAAACUCGCACAAACCUG